This is a messenger RNA of Lotus japonicus, 1940 nucleotides long. RefSeq names its product polygalacturonase QRT2-like. Gene Ontology annotation, biological process: fruit dehiscence; pectin catabolic process; anther dehiscence. Bases 96 to 1484 code for a protein of 462 amino acids. Gene Ontology annotation, molecular function: polygalacturonase activity. The record is from RefSeq and is a predicted model, not a curated record. NCBI's taxonomy places the organism in Eukaryota, Viridiplantae, Streptophyta, Magnoliopsida, Fabales, Fabaceae. The transcript has 9 exons.
CAUUACCUCUUCAUUUGGCACUUUACCACAAAUCUCUUCGACUGCCCUCCAUUCAUUUAUUUCUUUUCAGUUUUCUCACAAAGUGAAACAUCAAAAUGUCUCCACAAACACCAAUUAUCUCACUUCUCAUCAUCCUCACCUCAUUACUCUUAUGUAACGGUUAUUACAUAGAGGAACCACUUCAUGAAACAAAAUAUGAACAAUUUGGUCACUACUACAACCCUGUGCAUGAUGAGAGGUUGAUCAAAAGAGAAAAUGGACAUAAUUUUGGUCACUACUACCACCCUUUGAUCAGAGAAAAGCAUGAACAUUUUGGUCAUGUAACAAGGGCCAAUAAUAGAGCUACCCCUCUUUCUUCAAGGCCUGGUGGAACAGUUAGUGUUGAUGAUUUUGGAGCCAAAGCAGAUGGAAGAGAUGAUACCCAGGCAUUUAAGAAGGCAUGGAAUGAAGCAUGUUCUACUGGGGCUGUCCUUGUGGUACCUGAAAAAAGGGUCUAUCAUCUUAAGCCAAUCACUUUUUCAGGUCCAUGCCAACCAAACACUGCCUUUAUGCUCCAUGGGACAAUGGAGGCAUGGACUCAAAUGUCAGCAUAUGAAGGAGAUAGACAACACUGGAUAGUGUUUGACAGUGUCACAAAUUUCAAAGUUGACGGUGGUGGCACUUUCAAUGGAAAUGGGAAAAACUGGUGGCAAAAAUCCUGCAAAACCAAUAACAACCUUCCAUGCAAUAAUGAACCAAGACCAACAGCUGUGACUUUCUAUCAUUGCAACAACUUGAGAGUGAAGAAUCUGAGGUUCAAAGAUGCACAACAAAUGCAUGUAACCUUUCAGGAAUGCUUCGAUGUUGAUGUUUCCAAUCUUGUCAUCAAAGCACCAGGGGAUAGCCCUAACACUGAUGGAAUCCAUGUCGCAGAAACACAAAAUAUUGUCAUAAGAAACAGUGUAAUUGGGACAGGUGAUGAUUGUAUUUCAAUAGUCAGUGGGUCAAGAAAUGUUAGAGCCACAGAUAUCACAUGUGGACCUGGACAUGGAAUCAGCAUUGGAAGCUUAGGAGCUGAUAACUCAGAAGCUGAAGUUUCCAAUGUGAUGGUGAAUGGAGCCACCCUAAGAGGAACAACUAAUGGGGUGAGAAUAAAGACUUGGCAGGGAGGUUCUGGCUAUGCAAAAAACAUCAAAUUCUUGAACAUAAAAAUGCAAAAUGUAACAAAUCCCAUAAUCAUAGAUCAGAACUACUGUGAUCAAGCAGAGCCAUGCCAAGAGCAGGACUCAGCAGUGAAAUUAAGCAAUGUUUUGUAUCAAAACAUCAUAGGAACAAGUGCUUCAGAAGUGGCUAUCAAAUUUGACUGCAGCAGAACUGUUCCUUGCAGAGGAAUCUACCUGCAGGAUGUGAUUCUGGAACCAGAAGGAAGUGGUGGCACCACUGCUUCAUGUGAGAAUGUUAGAUAUGUGAAUAGAGGAAAGUUUUUUCCUCAAUGCUCUCCUUGAAGAAAUUAAGAAAAGGAAGAGUUUAAGUUACUACCCUUCAAAAAAGGUUACAACAAAAUAUAAGUUACUUAGAAUUUUCCAUAAAGGUAUGUUUCAUUUCUACAAAUAAACAAGCUAUGUUCUUAGUCUUUUACACACUUGUAUAUUAUUAUAUUUAUAGGUCGGUAACUGAGAAAUAGUUGAGCAGACUUUUGUGGAUGCUGCCAUUCCUAACGACAGUUUUGCAAUGAAUGGAGGCAAAAUAGGUGAACCAAAUAAACAUGUAACAAACAUAAAAGUGAUGUCUAAUGUGUAAUCAUAUCUCAACUACUACCAGUUACUAACAGCACAUGAAGAGUUGAUUUUCGUAUAUACUACCAUAACUAACUGGACUUUGACUGUUUGAAAAAAACAAGCAUAGACUUUUGGGUUCUGCUUGCUAUAAAUUGGUCAAUCUUAAUUGUUCAUUUUGAAAGG